GUCUACAUUUCAUAUCUUAUCUUUAUCCAUUGUACUUGAAACACCCAUUCAUUCAAGACUUACAGCGUCUCUGUAUCGUCACACAACCAAAAAUUCAGCACCACACACGUGAUAUGCCUAGUGAGCGCGUGACUGACUGACUGACUGAUGACUGACUGACUCAGACACCAGAUAUGAUAUAAGGAGCGAACUAGUCCAUGCAGAUGGAUCACUCACUGGCCUUCCCCUCCAGAAAAAGACACCGGUCUUCGCCCUCCCUCCCUCCCUCCCUCCCUCCAUGCAUCCCUCACGAGCCCCGCCCCCUGCCCCCGACACAGACGAGGUCAUCAGACCCGAAACUCGGUGGCUUCUGUCUCGACCUCGGGUUCACAGCAAAGGGUCCACCACCAGUAGUUCCAGCCGCGAAACAGCCCACAAAACGGCUCACACUUCUUGUUGGCCUUCUCUUCUGCCUCCUUUGCAGCAGCGGCGGCCGCUGCAGCCGCCUCAGCCGCCUCAGUCGCCUCUGAGCGGCGUCGCUCAACCUGUAUACACAGGUCAUGGCAGGGCACCACCAGACCAGUCAGUCCCAGCCAGCCAGCCAGCCAGCCAUGAGAGUGUGUGUGUACCUCCUUCUCUGCACACUCCCCCACUUGGACCACAUGUGUCGGGCUAGGCGGGUCUCCCUUGUCCUCGAUGAACUUCUUGACGCAGCCCCCAAUGAAAUCCAGGGCCGCGUGGUCGGGCGGCGCCAGCAUCGGGGUGUUGUUCCGCCCCGGCACCAGCGUCACCCCCAGAGUCUCGCGCCGGGGGCUGCCUGGGGUGGCGGGCUGCUCCUCCACAGACCCACGCCGGCUGCUCGUCGAAUCGCUACUGCUGCACACACACACACGAGAGAGAAGGAGAGAAAGAGAGAGAGAGAGAGAGAGAGAGACACGGCAUGGAUGUCCCCUGGCAUCCAUCCCUCAUACUCACUGUUCGACUUACCCUCUUCGGCCCUCCCCAGACGGCCCUCCCCGUCCCUCCCCGCCCGAUGCCGUCCCUCCCCGGGUCCCCAGCCCCAGCCCUCCUCCGGGUCCUCCCUGGAAGAUGUCGGCAGGGCAUCUGCAUCCACAAAGCGAAUGGGGAACAGAAAAAGAGAUGUGCAUGCCAUGGGGGCAUGCUUGGACGCCUCAUUUGUACCUCAGUGCCUCCUGAGGUGGGUGCACCAACGCCAUUAUCGUCAACAGUCAACACAACGUCUGAAACUAACAGGAAACACCGAAAUACAUUCUGAGUUUUGUGUGAGUGUAUGGGUGGCUGCUCACGUACUUCGCUGGUCAGCUUCAGUCGUUCUUUGCUUGAGUUUUUUU
This is a messenger RNA of Vitrella brassicaformis, 1331 nucleotides long. The record is from the annotation of a GenBank genome assembly. Lineage: Eukaryota; Vitrellaceae.